GUAUCUCUUUCUCCUUGGUGCCCAGGCGCUUUCUGUGCUGUCUCUCUUUCAUCCCUUCGUCCUUUCAUCGCAACUCGGGCCAAUAGCGGUCCAUCCCAAGCCAGCGUGUCUCGCAGCUUUGUCGCGACUGCUGCUUAGCGCAUAUCCAACAUGAACCAGCCAGGGCAGUACGGAGCCGGCCCAAGACGAACUAAUACCUAUGGCUCGCAGCACGACGAACUCCAUAUUUCUCCCACUAUGAGCCACAGCGGACAAAUCUCCCCGCGAGAAUUCACCACCACCUCCGGCCCGCACAUUAAGCUCGACCAGCCCGUAUCGCAACCCGUCAAUCCUCAGUACCAGAAUUCCGGUGUGCCCAACAUUCUUCAACCUGGAGGAUUAGGCUCCGGUCGCCCUCCCGCCAUGAGUGCUAAUACCGCACCCACCCUCCCUACCAUGUCCGGCGCAAUACAACACUCUCCGAGCGAAUACGCCUCGCCGUCGAAGCCACCGUCCUUGAGCUUGUCACACGGCUACUCGAGAUCUAGUCCCGCCGCCCCUUACGAGAAUCCUUCCACCUCUUAUUCCCCCUACACGCCUACUACACCCGGCGGAUCUGCUGGCCCCUCAUCCCAGUACAUGUCGCCGCAAGAUCCCAAAUAUGGCGCCCCGGGUUCACAGCGAAAUAUCUCCAACACGCCGCUUGGUCUGGCAGACAUCAGGCCACGAGCUGAUUCAAGCCUGUCCGAUGGUCCGCCUGGCACUAUAGGAUACGAGCUCGCCAAUGCCCAUCCAUCCACGAGCAACUAUUUGGCACCUUGGGCGCUCUACGCAUUCGACUGGUGUAAAUGGGCUCCUCGGGACAGAGGAGCUGGCAAGGUGGCCAUCGGGAGCUAUCUGGAGGAUGGACAUAACUUUAUCCAAAUCCUCGAUUCGCAAAUCAUCAGUACCCCUUCUGAUAUAUAUACACCUGGCUCGUCUAAGUAUAGCAUGGAAUUUACAAAGGUUGCGGAAGCAACUCAUUCAUAUCCCGUAACGCGUUUGUUGUGGGAGCCUCCCUCGUCUCAAAAACAGUCUACCGAUCUACUAGCUACCUCCGGCGAUCAUCUUCGGCUCUGGUCUCUGCCGGCAGACGCCCCGACGGCGCACUCGAACUCGGUAAAUAAAUCAGCACUGGGUGCGCCUAUAACAAAACUCACGCCGCUGGCGCUUUUGUCCAAUUCGAAAACGCCAGAUCACACCGCGCCUCUUACGUCGUUGGACUGGAACACCGUUUCUCCAAGUCUAAUUAUCACGUCCAGCAUCGACACAACAUGCACCAUCUGGGAUAUACCGUCCCUAACAGCCAAGACCCAACUGAUUGCUCACGAUAAGGAAGUCUACGACGUUCGAUUUUGUGCCAAUAGUGUGGACGUGUUCGUCAGCUGUGGGCAAGACGGUAGCGUGCGAAUGUUCGAUCUUCGUAGCUUGGAACAUAGUACUAUUAUCUAUGAACCAACCUCCAAGGACGAUCGGGGUAUGAUUUCCACAACGUCCUUCUCCUCCCCAGCAUUUUCUAACAGCACCACAGAUGCGAAUGGUGGCAGGAUAAGCCCUACUCUGGCCCAGCAGACCAUGUCACACGCACCACCAUUAUUGAGACUGGCGACCUCGCCCCACGAUACUUACAUGUUAGCAACGUUCGCGCAAGAUUCAAGCGUCAUUCGGAUCCUCGAUGUACGACAUCCUGGGCAGGCACUGCUGGAAUUACGUGGCCAUGGCGGCCCCGUAAAUUCGGUGGAAUGGUCUCCUGGGAGGAGAGGACUGCUCGCCUCGGGUGGCGACGACUGCCAAGUCCUGCUUUGGGAUCUUGUAAACAGUACUCCUAGUAGCAGCUUGUCUUCCAAUGGUGUUGGAUCGGCUGAGAAACAUCUUACUCCUGUCGCUAGUUGGCAGUGUGAUUACGAAGUCGGCAAUCUUGGCUGGGCUCCACCACUCCGCAAUAGCGAUGGCGAUGGCGAAUGGCUCGGUGUCAGCGGCGGACGAGGCGUUUGGGGCGUGAAGAUCUGAAAUACCCGGUUUCAAGCUGUGAGAGUUUACGCUGCCAACUGAAAUGUAACGAGAAUAAGAAAUCCACGCAAGACCUAACCUGAACAAGAACCCUCAGAUUAGCAUUGCCCAUCAGACCGCUAUAUGCAUUUACGAAGCAAGGCGUU
This is a messenger RNA of Annulohypoxylon truncatum, 2174 nucleotides long. Its product is annotated as WD40 repeat-like protein. The record is from RefSeq and is a predicted model, not a curated record. Gene Ontology annotation, molecular function: protein binding. NCBI's taxonomy places the organism in Eukaryota, Fungi, Ascomycota, Sordariomycetes, Xylariales, Hypoxylaceae. Gene Ontology annotation, cellular component: nucleus. The coding region runs from base 151 to 2028 and encodes 625 amino acids. The transcript is spliced from 2 exons.